UGACUCCACACAUGUUUCUAAAAUUAGGAACCAGAGAAUUUAGCGGGAGUUUACAUAAUUUAGAAAUUGAAGAAAGAAAUUUACAUCUAAGCAGAUGUUUAUGAUAUAUUACAGACUAUGGACAGAGUUGUAGCCUUAGUAGAUAUGGAUUGUUUCUAUGUACAAGUGGAACAAAGAUUACAACCAGAAUACAAGGGAAAACCGUGCGCUGUGGUUCAAUACAAAAAAUGGAAAGGAGGAGGGAUAAUUGCUGUUGGAUAUGAAGCAAGAGCUUGUGGUGUAACCAAGAACAUGUGGGGUGAUGAUGCUAAGAAAUUGUGUCCAGACAUACACUUCUUUAGAGUACCAGAGUACAGAGGAAAAGCAGACCUUACUAAGUUUAGAGAUGGAGGAAAAGAAGUGAUUAAUGUUCUGAGUAAGUUCAGUGACUGUGUAGAGAGAGCUAGUGUUGAUGAGGCAUACAUUGAUCUUACAGAAGAAGUUAAAAGGAGGAUGGACAAAAGAGCACAGCCAGAACUGUUACAGAAUACACACAUAGUAGGCUUUGAACAAGAAGACAGGAAGGAAGGCUUGGAAUCCUGGUUAGAUUCUGUCUAUGAAGGAGAUGAUUUUAACAAUAUACAAGACAAGAAGCUAGCUGUGGGAGCAAUGAUUAGUGAGGAAAUGAGAGCAGCUGUCUAUGAAGAGACUGGCUUUAGAUGUUCUGCUGGUAUUGCUCACAAUAAGAUGUUAGCCAAAUUAUCCUGUGGUAUUAAUAAGCCGAACAAACAAACAGUUACACCACAUGGCUCUGUACAAGGUCUGUUCAGUACAUUACCUGUUAGGAAAAUACGAAAUCUUGGAGGCAAGUUGGGUGAAUCCUUGGUGGAAGAACUAAAUGUUGAAUUUAUAGGAGAUUUGGUUAAGUUUCCUUUAACUGAACUGCAGAAUAGUUUGGGUGAUAAAACUGGUCAUUGGAUCUAUGAACUAUGUAGAGGAAUAGAACAAGAGGCAGUUUCAGCCAGACAGCUUCCUAAAUCUAUUGGCUGUAGUAAAAACUUUCAAGGAAAAACUUGUCUUGAUACAAAAGAAAAGGUUCAGCAUUGGUUGAAAGAGUUGUCUGAAGAAGUUACAGAAAGAUUAGAGAAGGACAGAGAAGAUAACAACAGAAGUGCUAAGUCAUUAACAGUUAGUGUGAGGUAUUUAGCUAAACCAUCAUCCAUCUCUGUCUCUAGAGCUUGUGCAGUAAUAAAAUAUGAUGCUCAGAAGUUUGCUAGUGAUGCCUUCACGUUGAUACAGAAACUUAACACUCUACCAUUAUAUCAAUCAGCUUGGUCUCCACCCAUUACUUGCUUAGGUAUAUCAGCAGGAAAAUUUGUAGAAUUUCAGGAUAAAAGCCAGUCAAAUAUAUCAUCAUUUCUUGGAAAGAAAUCUGAAUCUGUUACCAAAUCUCCAAUUUUGUCUCAAACGAACAAAGAAUCAUCUCCAAAGGGUUCAAUUCAGUCAUUCUUUAAAAGUAAAACUCUCAAAGAAGAAAUCCCCAAAAGUGAACCAACCAGUUCAAGUGGUACAUCAUCUGAAAAAAACAAAUUGCAAGAAACAAGCAUACAGGCUCUGUUUAGAAAAAAACAGUCUAUUGGUAAAAGUUCAGAAACUACUUCAUUAAAUACUGACUCUUCAGAAGUUUGUGUGGAUCUUGGUCAUGAAGCAAUAUCUAUUGAUUUAAGUAAUGACAAUUCAGUUGAUUUAAGUAUCAACAAAGGAUCAGAGACUAUAAAAACUGAAUCAGUGACAAGUGUUAAUUUGAGUAAGAAGUCAGGCUUUUUUGUUUCUAAACUGAGAAAAGGUUCAGUGAGCUCUGCUGUAAUUGAUGUAAAUGAAAGCUCAUGUGAUAGUAUUAAAUCAACAAACAGCAGUGACUCAACCAGCAAGGGAGAUAAUUCAGAAAUUGUUCAUUCUAAAGUGACACCCAUUGAAACAUCAUGCAUUUCUAAUGACAUUUCUGUUUAUGAUGAUGCUCCUACAGAUAAUGGUGCUCCUCCGUCAAUAGAUAAUAUGGAUGAGGAAGUUUUCCUGUCAUUGCCUUUAGAUAUUCAGCAUGAGAUCAGACAAAAUAUGAAGAGCAAACCUAAAGCAAAAUUGAAACAAGAAAAGAAACGAUCAAAUCUUGACAAUUUUUUUCAGCAGUGUACGCAAGAGAAAACUGACAAUACAGAAAAUCAAGCAGAUUUGACUUCAUGUGAAAAAUGUGGGAAAGAGAUAUUAGUUUGGAAACUUCCAGAACAUAUGGAUUUUCAUUUUGCUCAGGAAAUACAGAAAGAGUUUCGAGAGGAAAAUAUACAAAGUAAUAAAGUGACUACAAAGAGAAAGAGUGCCGCUUCUCCUGUAAAGCCUAAAAAGAAAUUGAAGAAAACUGAAAAUGUUAACACUCUUACAAAUUUCUUUUCAAAGAAAUGAGGGUUUUUUUUUUUGCUUCCUUUCUCCAGCUUUAUUUUUACAUUAGUCAUCAUUCUACCUCUACUAACAAAAUGUUUUAUCAACAAUUGUUCUUGGUUUUUAUUGAAAUUCAGCUCAUUGUCUGACCUAUUACAUUUACAUAUUAGAUUAUAUAUUUAUUACGAGGUGAAUUUGAAUGUGUGAAGAGUGUUCUGUAAUUCUGAUAAUAUUAUAUUGUAAGUUUAUAUGUUUCAUAGAUGAAUAUUCAGUACUAUUUAUUAAGUUUUCUAAAAUGAAGAAAAAUGGAAGUACAAUUCAGGAAUUGUAUGGUUUAUUGUAAAUUUGAAACAAAAAUUUUUAAUUAAUAUUUUAUCCGAUAUUAUAUACAUGUAAACAUAUGAAUGUAACAUUUUUAUUGUGCAAUUUUUGUCUGGAGAUGAUAUGAUACAGAAAUUUGUUAUUUUAAAUUCUUAGAUGUUCUAUUUGAUAUGUUUAAUAUUUGUUACAUAUAGAAGCAGUUAUGUAUUAAAGGCAAGAUGUACAUUGAAAAUAGAUAUGGUCUUCUUUGGAGUGGGUAUAAUUUUUUACCACUGAACUUUUGUAUUUAUCUGUCUGUAACCAUUUCUGUAGUAUUUUCUCAGCCACUGUUUGUCAUAGCUUCUUGAUGUAAGGCAUCAAGCUUUAUCUGGUUGUGCCAUACCCAGUGACAGGUUUUCAGUUUCUUACAUUUAAUUUACGAAGAAGGAUGUUAUGGCAAUAGUUUUGUUUAAUGUGCAGUACUGUGGAAUCAUUUAUUUUCGUGGAUAUCAAUUUUCGUGGAUUGCUGAAAACUUGCAUAUUCGUGGAUAUUUGAUUUCGUGGUUUUAUCAAUCACUGUAUACAAAACCUAUUCAAAAUAUGCUAUUCGUUGUGCAUUUGAAUUCGUGGUUCACCAGUACCCACGAAUUCCACGAAAAUUGGUAUCCAACGAAUAUUAAUGAAUCCACAGUAUAUAAAACCAUAAAUUAUUAAACUGUCAUAACAUUUUCAUCCAAACUUUGAAUUUGAUACUGACAUUAGUUGGUUCUUUUUGUCUUAUAUAUGUACAGUUACCAGUUGUCACAUCUAAAAUGAAGUAUCUGACAAUAAUGAACACCAAACUCCAGUGUAGGUUAUUUCUUAACCUUAACCUAUGAUUAUUUCUGGAAUACAUAUGUUAUCUUAGGUGCCUCGGUGGCCAGAUGGUCUAAGUAGUUACGACUGUUAUCACUAGCUAGCCAGUCAACACUGAGGUUGUGAGUUCAAAUCCCACUUGUGCGGGUGCAUUCGACUCCAAUCAUAAAUGAACAGGUUUGUCAAUUUUCCUAUCGAAGGUCAUGGUUUUCUCCUGGUACUCACGAUUUCUCCACCAUUUAAAACUGGCCACCACAAAAUAGCUCAAAUAUGAAGCUAAAAUGAUCAAAACCAAAAAUCAAAAACCAAAAAAGUAUGUUAUCUUUAUUUUUUAUCUCAUAGUCAUUAUCUGUUUCUGCAAUUUCUUCAUUUCUAAUUGACCAUGUGAACACAGGGAUAUUUUAGUGCUUAUGUAAUGUAAAACUUGAAUAUUCUGUGUUAUGGAUGGCUGUGUUUUGUCACAGAAUUUUGUAAUGGUUUAGAGAUUGUAAAAUUGUUGUUAGAUAUUACCUAUAUAUAUUUUUUUAAUUUAUAAAAACUUAUUUUGAUCAGUGUUUCUGAAAUUCUAUGUCUAUAACAUAAUAAACAGAUUGAAACUUAAAACAGAAAAAUAUCAGAGCAAUAUUUACACCCUGAUCGUCUUCAGUCUUUCUAUUUGAGAUGUUUUAGGUCCUCAGGAAGUUGAUGAUCUAACCAAUAUCUGUCCUAUAAUUCUAAAAUUAUACUUUGCCUCUAGAUGAUAAAAGAGAGUUCAUUGGGGUGGGCAAUACCAAAGUGACAUUCAAACUCAUAAGUUGAUUUCAAAAAGACAACACCAUGGCCCAAAACAACCAAAAUACAAAUAACUGUAUACAAAAAAUAAUAGUAAAACCAACAAGACCAGGGUGAUAUCAAAUGCUCUAGAAGUGUAAGCUGAUCCUGCUCCUGCUCAUGUAAAAUACAAACUCUGUGGUGAUAAUUAUAGAUUAUCGUUGAUCAUCUCAACGAGAUUGAUUUUCUCGCUUGAGCUGGUACAGCGAAAUUGAGAUGACCAAUGAUAAUCUGUUUAUCGCUAUUUUACCUAUGACGACGUUGUCAAUUUCGUUAGCAACUCCAUGUGGCCUCCUUAGUUUCUAGCGAUAAUUUUUCCAUUUUAAGCGAGAAGCAUGAUAUGACUAUUAUCACAAAAAAAGAUCAAAGGAAAAAUGCACAAAAUACUUUAAAAUACAAUCGUCAAGUGUUGUUGACUUCAAUUGUUACCACGGAAACAUAUAUUAUCCUUAGCAACAUCCACUCUGAAAUUGCAUAAAUAGAAACUUAUGUAAAAAAAUACAUAAAUACAUGAAAUAGAGGGUGUUUAUUUUCAAAUUGGAAUAUGACUGCUUUACUUCACUUGCAGUCUAUUCUGUGUACUUCAUUAAAUUAAAUGUUUAACAAAUGUAAUAUAAUGUAAUAGUAUGGUAGAGAGAAUAUAAUUUUAUUAAUAAAACAUCUUCAUUCUAUUUAGAUUUCUUGCCAACCUUCUUUACACAAACGAGAGCUUACUGUGGUAGUAUAUUUAUAUUCGGUUAUAGCUAUAUUAGCAGGGUUGAUUUUUUUCCCUCGUAUAACCGCAAUUUACUUAAUUUUCUUUGUAAUAUAUAUGUAUACUAGUAGUAACAAGGAUAUCGUUUCUGGGGGCCUCUAUAGUUUGUUGUUCAUGCAGUGUAAGCUAAUGCUCGUGUUGAAGAUUACUUUGGCCUAUCAUGGUUUACUUUUAGGAAUAGUGACUUAUAUAAAGAGUUUUCUUAUUGGCAUUCAUACCACAUUUUCUUAUAUUAUUCUGCUCAUUAUUGAAGUCAAUGAUAUGAUCUAAUUGUUCAAGGAUUUUACUUUGCAAUGACUACAAUAGUGAUACAUUUUAAUAUAUACAGCCUACUCUAUUAAUAACAACUGUUUCCUUUGAAUCUUGAAUAAGAAAUAAGAUAAAAACAAAGGUUUGCAUUAUUUUGCAAAGGUUUGCGUUGUAACGCAAACAUUGGAAGAAAAUUAAAAAAAAAAUUUGUGGCGUUUAUACGCUUCCUUAGAUUUUAAGAAAGGUAGUGCAUGUGUUAGUUAAGAAUCAGUGCUCACCCAUUACAUUAGGAAUUGAAAAAUCGUAAUGUACAGCUGAUAGAG
Molecule: messenger RNA, 5703 nt
Organism: Mytilus trossulus (common blue mussel)
Lineage: Eukaryota; Metazoa; Mollusca; Bivalvia; Mytilida; Mytilidae
Product: DNA polymerase eta-like
Exons: 11
Coding region: 118-2436 (772 amino acids)
Biological process (GO): response to radiation; error-prone translesion synthesis
Cellular component (GO): replication fork; nucleus; site of double-strand break
Molecular function (GO): DNA-directed DNA polymerase activity; damaged DNA binding
Source: RefSeq, a predicted model, not a curated record